CUCCAGCGGCACGAUCAAGCCAUCUACCAUCUCAUGCAUGCGUUGUCUGUUUCCGAGAAUGGCGGUGACAGACAUUAUAUCAGAGCUGGCUCGCAGAAGCCACGCAUUGGAACUUCUCCUUCUCAAUUUUGUAAUGUGCCAACAUUUCUCUCUUGUCCUCGAUACUCAUUAAUUCACUUCGGACAUCGCGCCGAUUGAGUACGCCCAAGACGUUGAGGUUAUCGUCGAGGACUCUUUCAGCGCCACAGUGAAACCAUGGCCGACUCGGCGACUGAGGACGCGGCAAAGACCUUGUCACUCAAGAGGUCUGGCCAACAGGCCUGGGUGAGAUGCCGUCGACAGAAACUCCGAUGCGACGAAAUCCGACCCUGCGCUCUGUGCCUACGCUCAGGCUUCGAAUGUAAAGAAGUUGGUGAGCGUCCAAGGAAAAUCAAGAAGACUCAUCAACCCAUUGCACUCGAACUUCUACCACGUCCACCAUCAGAAAUUCCUGGUGCUAACUCGGCCGAAGCCGUGAGCUUGAAUGCCCAGGCCACUGGUUCCACCCAGAGUUCUAUCAAUCCAAAGUCAGGCUUCACAGCUAUCAAUUCUCAAUCAGUCGCUGAGACUCAGACUUCUCCAACUUUUCAUGAGCGCACUUCAACGGUACAUUUGAUGGAACAGGUGUUUCAGAAGCACAAAGCUUCUCCCCCGCAGAAAAGAGUUGUUGAUGCAUUGCCGGGCAGCAGACUCGACGACGCGAAUCCCGACAGCUCACGGGGAAAUCAUGUCUCGGUGCAGGAGGUCAUCGGGAUGCGCCUGCCUCCACGUCCGGUUACGGACUCCCUUCUUUCCUCGUAUCUGAAGAACUACCACUGGCAUCUGUUACUUUUCCACGCUCCCACCCUUGUGAACCAACUUCAACCUAUCCUGGAGCAGGGGAUCGUACCCAAAGGUCGAUUAUCCCUCGUCAUGCUUCUCUUGGUUAUCUUGACCCUUGGGGCUCGGUAUGUCUCCGGCGAUCCCGCACAGGGACUUUGCUCCAACAAGGAUAUUCGACGAUUGGAGACAGCCAUGAAAACCAAGAUCGAAGAGAACUUCAUGCGUAUCCUGGAUGAGACAAGUGUCGAAUCCGUCACGUUCACACUGCUUUUUGCCUCUUAUUGCAUGUACAAUCGCAAGCCAAAGCGCGCCUACAAGUUAAUCCAAAUGGCAAUCCGAGACGCUCAAGCAAUGGGUCUCGAUCGAGAGUCAACAUGGGGCCAGCUGGAUACAACUGCCCGAGAAGUGCGUAGACGUCUUUGGUGGAGCUUGUACGGGUGCGAUGGUUUCGACGCCUUGAUGUUUGGGCAGCCUGGCAUUAUCCGCACUUCUGAUUACCAAGUGCAGAUGCAAACAGACAUUGACGAUACGCUGUUCACUUGUCCCGGCUUUGGUUCCAUGGAGACCAGAGAAAGCGCAAGAACCGAGCCUGUCACCAUCCUGUCAUAUCACCGGUACAAAGUCACGUUAUACCAGAUCGCAGAACCCAUAACAAGGUCGGUGUAUUUCCACAAGGAUGCUGGCAAGAACGUAGUAAAGCAUGUCCAAGACAUCCACAAGAGACUUGUUCGCUGGUACAAAAGACUCCCGCCAGAGUUAAAACUGGACUCUCUCGCUGGCGCCAGCACCACUCCAGACAAGGCCUUAGCGCUCGACAUUUUCAGGCGUCAAGCACUAGCUCUUCAAUUGUCGUAUGACAACAUGCAGAUAGUCCUACACCGCUCGUUGAUCGCGUACGAAGAUCCCUUGGGACUUUCGAGCUCCUCCACAAGCCAGCCAGAGGAGCGACACGAUGGAAAUGGUGCCACCCUGUCGAGUGCCGAUGCAGCAGCAGUCAAGAUUAGCAGAAACCAGUGUUGGGAAUCUGCGAUACGAACCUCACUCCUAGUCGACCACCCUACAGAACUGAAACUGGUUCGAUCGACUCCUGUCGCGGCAUACCUUGCCAUGCAAGCACAUACUGCUGGCGUGAUGCUUGGAGUCUUUGCUUUGUCGAACCCGAGCUCGGACCGCGCUCAACAAGCCAAACAGGGGAUUGCCCGUCUAAUUCAGAUGCCGGCAAUGGUGAGCUUCCAGGAUGCUGCUUGGCAACAAUGUGUCGGCAUCCUUGAAAAUAUGCUUCGUUUGAUCCUUUCCGAGGAAUUGAAGGUCCUAAUGUCUGGGCAAUCCGGUAUCUCAGGCACAGCAACAUCUCGUGUAUCAGUACCGCAGGCGUUACAGAGGAACAAGCCCCACCAGCAUAUGUCCGUGUCCAGGCAUGGCUCGGUUUCCACGCGGUCUGAUGGUGAUCAAAAGCACCCGUCCACACAGCUGUCCAACGGAGGUCACCUUCCAGAUACCAUUGAUUUAACCCAGGGCAAUUACUCCCCACCUGCCAAUGCAGAUGGCGUCCAGCAGCACAAGCUUGAGAACCCGUCGCCUAGUACCCACUCAGUAUUUAGCCCCCUGGACAAUUUCAGCAAUGCUAUAUCAUCGCUGCAAACGAUGUUCCGCGACAACGGUUCAAAUGGCAGCGUUGACCAUCCGGGCAUUCAUUCAGCCUCGUCUGUACAGCAGCGAGGUAAUGUUUUCGAAAACAAUCAGCAAUACUCUGGCCUUGAGCCAACGGCAUCGGGCAACGAUCAGAUGAACCAGGGACUUGAAUUUGUCGACAAUCCCUUUGUCUCUUUGGAGGGCGUCGAUCAAUUGUGGCUUUGGAAUGACGAUUUCUCUUUCUGGCAGCAUGAGCAGGAUCAUUAGCAGCUUUCAGUCCACGAUGUCGGCCACCGGCUGUUCCAUUCAAAGAAGUUUCAGUGUGAAGCUGAGAUUGGUGACUCGUGACGAUGUUGCACCCUGUCGUAAUGUCUCUCCUCGUAUUCCCAACUUGAUAUUGUUUUGGAGGACUUUGAGCUGAAUGACCUACAACAACAAGAUAACUUCUUCCGCACUUCUCAGAUAAUGACAAGGAAGUUUCCGUGGCAGCUUUGAUGAAGACUGCCAUCAUAGAAACGAAUAGCGAUGAACGAAAUGAACAAAAUGAACAAAAUGAAGAGAACUUGGCGAAUAAAGUGAAUUCAGGGAAAUUCAGGGAAAUUCAGCAGAUUCGGC
Messenger RNA from Exophiala xenobiotica, 3108 nucleotides. RefSeq lists its product as uncharacterized. Gene Ontology annotation, biological process: DNA-templated transcription; regulation of DNA-templated transcription. Lineage: Eukaryota; Fungi; Ascomycota; Eurotiomycetes; Chaetothyriales; Herpotrichiellaceae. Gene Ontology annotation, molecular function: DNA-binding transcription factor activity, RNA polymerase II-specific; zinc ion binding; DNA binding. Bases 256 to 2760 code for a protein of 834 amino acids. The record is from RefSeq and is a predicted model, not a curated record. The transcript is spliced from 6 exons.